Penicillium psychrosexuale is the source of this 6291-nucleotide messenger RNA. RefSeq lists its product as uncharacterized. Lineage: Eukaryota; Fungi; Ascomycota; Eurotiomycetes; Eurotiales; Aspergillaceae. The coding region runs from base 1 to 6291 and encodes 2096 amino acids. Gene Ontology annotation, molecular function: phosphatidylinositol-3-phosphate binding. The record is from RefSeq and is a predicted model, not a curated record. The transcript has 4 exons. Gene Ontology annotation, biological process: autophagosome assembly; reticulophagy; autophagy of mitochondrion. Gene Ontology annotation, cellular component: extrinsic component of membrane; phagophore assembly site.
AUGGCGUCGUACUUUAUGCCAUCGUUCUUCCAGAAGCGGCUCCUCAAAUAUGCCCUCUCUCGCCUGGGCCUGGUCGACACAGAGGCCUUGGAUCCAGAUAACUUAGGUAUCCGCUGGGGACAACGGUCUACCAUCGAGUUGAGGGAUAUCGGUCUAAAACUAGAGAAACUAUCGACGAUACUCAAUCUUCCUCCGUCGUGUGAGCUGCUCAGCGCCCGUGUUCAGCUUCUUCGAAUCACCCUGCCCGCCGAUUUCCACAACAGCGGGAUCCUGUGCGAGGCAAACGGCAUCGACGUACAUAUUCGGUUAUUGUCAGAGGAGCCGAAAAAGGAACAAAACACAAAAAAUAAAGGCGGAAAAGAUGACUAUUCGGCGGUGCCCACACCGUCUGGUCUUGCGGAGUCAUUCCUUGAGUCCGAGCCAAAGGAGGAGAGGGAAGAGCUGCAAGCCGCAAUAGCGUCACAGUCACAGGUCCUGCCCCAUGACCCACUAGCCUGGUCUGUCGAUGACGAUGACGAGCUCGGCCUCGGGAGUGAUACUCUAUCACUGCCGAGCUUUGUGGCCGGGUUCUUGAAAGGCGUUGUGGAUCGACUCCAACUCAAGAUAAAGGAUGCAGUUGUGCGAGUAGAUAUGGAGUUGAAGCAAGAUGGAACGUCAAAACGGCAGCCUGAACACAAGCCGGACCUUGUCGCGGGUCUGCUGAGCGUCGGGGAAAUCGAUGUCCACGGAGUAUCUGAGAAAACUGUUGGUCCGGAGGAGGCUCUUCCAUUCCGACAAGGAAAGCGGUUAAUAUCAAUCGCCGAUAUCAACGUUGGUUUAAUUUCCGACCCAUCGGUGUUCUCAAACUACUCUAGGUUUGCUGCCCCCGCAUCCCCAUCGACAACUAUGCGAUCAAAAGGGAGCGAGCCGUCAAGCAGAGCGUCAUCACCCUCUCCGUUGUAUCGCUCUGUCGAAGAACCCCUUGCUAUGACCCAAUCAACUAUUUUCGAGCCGCCGCAAGCUUUUGGUCAUUCAAGUACUACCUCAGACGAUUUGGAGGCAUCUGCAUUUUCGCACGGUCGAUUCUCAGACGCCGACUCCGAGUCAGGUAGUCACCAUGGUGGAUACCUGGAGGAUUCUCAUGUAUUUGGAGAUGACCCCUUCCAAGACAAUCCUGGGUACCUAGACUCGGUUAUAGACACUCAAUUCGAUGAUUUCGAUGAUGAGCAGUCACCGGUAAUACAUCCUCAAGAAGACCGACGGUUCGGGAAUCAAUGGGGAAGCCACUUGUCUCAUGGCCCACAAAGCUUGCAUCAGAGCCAACGGGUGGAAUACUCUGAUGAGCCCUUGAUUCCGUCUGACAGCUAUCAUAUGUCCCGGACUUACGACACACAUAACGGCCAAAUUGGCUCUGAAAUUGACGAACCCACGCCGCCCACGCAGCAUUACAACGAUUACAACGAAAAUGAACAUAAUGAAAGAUCACAAUUGAGCGUAUCAUCCCAUUCUUCUAGUACAUCUCCACGCCCAGAGCCCGAGAGCACGGGCCCACGGGAAGAAACCCCAAAUGUCGAUCUCAACGAGUCCAGGCUUUUCUCUCACGAUGAAGCGCAAAGCCUUUACAUGAGUGCUAUUAGCCAGGAUGCGGGUGACAGCUUCAUGCCUCACAUACCAGGUGGAUGGGGCUCGUUUAACCGUGGAUCAAAAUCCCGGAGUGCUUUCGAUGACCGAUCUAAAAGAAUCGCGCCCAUUGACCCGGCACAGUCCACCCAAGUUCAAGAUGAAGCAAAUUCAAGGUGCGCAUCUCCAUCAGGAGACAAUGUCACUGAGGGGCAUGAUCUGGACGACCAAGGCCAAUCUCAGACAUUGCACAAGGACAGACCCUCAACUUCAUCGUCUCCUGGGUUGCACAGAACCAAUGAAAUGAGGAAGUCGGUAUUGACUGUGGAUAAGAUCUUGAUGUGGUUUUCGCCUCCUGCUUCCGAAGAAGAGGCGUCAGCCCUGUCCUCGCCUGUGCCGCAGAAAGAGAACGCAGAGAGUGACCUAACUGAAUCCACAGUUAGCUUUGGUGACUCUGCACCAGAGGAAAGUCUACUUGCCUCUAGACUUUACAAAUCUACGAGAUUCGGAAGAGACUUUGUUGAGGCACGGGCCCAGUCAAGUGCUGGACCUGAACUGCCUGAAAUUGCAGUGGAAGUGUUCUCUAUCUCCGUACAUUUUGAUAUUGCAACUGGUUGGCUCCUAACCAAGAUAGGACAAAAACUGUCUCACGCUGUUGAUACGGCUGAAAAAGAUCCGUCUGCGAAGCAGUCACGAAAGGACCAGCCGGCGCGCACACCACCUGUUCAUCUUGCCGUCCAUGCAUUUUCAAUAAAAUUCAUUGAACAUGUUCCAGGGCAUGUGUAUUCGUCCGACGAUAAUGGCUCGUCUUCGUCUCCUCCCUACAACAUGGACGAUGUGAUCCUUCGUCUUUCCCUAUCUGGUCUAGAUGCUCGUCUUUCAGCUCAAAGUGUAACUACCAAGCUGAAGCUUCACGUGUCCAAGUUUGCAUUCGGGUUCGCCUCCGAGGAUAUCAUAUUCUUUGAUGAAAGAUUGAAGAUGCGUGAAUCUACGCGUGAUGUUUUAUCACCUUCGCAGGGAGAUAUUUCUAUCUCUUUGGUCAAGUCGUCAGAUCUGACCAAGGUUGACAUCUCCACGCUACCUCUCCACAUCAAUCUCAAUGUACAGCGGCUGGAAGAGGUCCUAGGCUGGAUGGGUGGGCUGAGUACCAUUCUUGAACUUGGAAGUUCUAUGUCGUCCGUGUCAACGGUUAAAGGCUGCCCGCCACCUACCAAGGCGCGCCCACGUGGUGUGCAUUUUGAGACAUCUGUUCCAGCUAUUGACACCACCAAGGGCAAGUCAGCCCCAUUGAAAAUCAAUGCCCGAGUUGGUGCCAUCCUGUUGGAUGUUACUGGUGAAACCCAUUGUCUUCAACUUACCACGACCGCCGUCAAAAUCGUCAGCAGAUUUGAAGGGAUUGGUAUUCAAAUAGACAAGGCCAAGGUGAUUGGUCCACUUUCAAUUGAUGAUGCUUCAUCUGAUACUCCCGCCAAAAUCACUCUGAAUAACAUCCGCCUUGAAUUCCUUUUUGCCCCGAAGGAGGUCGAUCUCGAUCGUCUUUUGACAUUGAUCACUCCGUCCCAGGACAAAUUUGAGGUGGAAGAUGAUAUCAUGCUAGACACGCUGUUGCGCCAGCGACGACAAGGAUCAGUUCUUCGUGUGACAGUCGGACGCUUAGAAACGUUCAUUUCAGAUACCAGCGGGUUAGAGCCUCUCUCGUCUCUUGCUGUCGAGCUGAGUCGGCUUUCCAAUGUCACCAAGUAUUUGCCGGAAGAUGAUCGCCCCGGCAUUCUUACUUUGAUGCUAGUGCGUGACUUCCAAGGACAUGUGCACGUUGGCGGAGAAGUCGGAGACCUCAAGAGUCAACUCACCGAUGUUGAAGUCGCACACAUCACCAUGCCUUCGCUCACUGCGGUCCAAAUUGGAACCAUGACCGUCAGUCGGAAUAACGAUGAAGAGCUGGUGGGACAAGCCCUGUGGCCGCCGAACAGGUGUGAGGACCCAGACCAGUCCUAUCCGCCGGUCCUCAUGGCUCGUUUCAUACCCGAUGAAAUGGAUCCUACCUACAAGAUCAAACUGCACAACCUCCUUGUCGAGUACACGGUUCCAUCAGUGACGGCCUUCCUUGGAUUGGGUGGCAACAAGAUGGGCGGGGAUCUCGCUAGUAGUAUGGUCAACUCUAUCGCCAACCUUGCAGAGCACUCGAUACCGUCAUCUUCGAUGACAGGGCGACCUAUGUCGACUGAAUCCAGCUCCUCGACAAAACCUGUCAAAUUGGCAGUCGUAUUCAGAGAUUGUGUUAUUGGCCUCAACCCCCGCAAUUCCCAUGCAAAAGGCCUCGCAGUCCUCACCAAUGCCAAGUUCGGAGGAAGCCUUCAUGGAGACGAAUCAGCAGAAGCAUCGUUGGAUAUUAGAAAAGCCUCGCUCAUGAUCAUCGACAACGUGUACCAUGAGGAGGCUUAUAACCUGCACCAACGAGGAUCGGUCGUUUCCCAAGACACCCAGGCUCAAGCGUAUAUCGAUAAAGGUUAUGUUCCUGUUUCUUCCAUCUCAUCGGCAACUGCUAGUGUCAAGCUUACCAGCGCGGAGGAUGGGACAAAGUCUUUGGACGUAGAGCUGAGAGAUGAUCUGUUGAUUCUCGAGACCUGCGCGGAUUCCACACAGACGCUCAUCAGCAUCAUGAAUGGGCUACAGCCUCCAACUCCACCGAACGUCAAUAUGAAAUAUCGAACAGAGGUUAUGCCCAUCCAAGAUAUGUUUGCUUCGUUCACCGGGGACGCAUUUGCUGCUAAUCCCCCCAUUUCCAACGAUAAUGAUCUGGCAACUAUCCCCGAAGGGUCAUCCGGAGAAGAUCAGUUGACCGACGAACUUGAAUACGUUAGCGAUUUCUAUCCCGUGAAAGGUGGCCCUGGUGGUGUGGGCGUUGAGGGCAUGGAAGCGGGCUCCAAUGAUCUGCUGGACAGCUUCCAUUCCCAAUACCAAGUAUCUUCCAGCAUGACGGAAUUGGAUUUCCAGGAGGACCAUUUUGCAAAGAAAUCAGCUGUGGGUGGAACGGCCCAUCGAUGGGAUUCUACCCAGAACACCUAUGGCUUCACCAACGACACAAAGCUCGAGCGGAGUCCUUUGCGUGUGCGGGUGCGAGACGUGCAUUUCAUCUGGAAUCUCUUUGAUGGGUAUGACUGGCAGCGCACGCGUGACACAAUAUCCAAAGCCGUCAAGGACGUGGAAAUCAAGGCCACAGAACGCCGUUCCAGGGGCUCGCAAGUGUCACCUUUGGCCGAAGAUGAAGAGGAGUCUGUCAUUGGCGAUUUCCUCUUCAACUCCAUUUAUAUCGGUAUCCCAGCCAACAAGGAUCCACGGGAACUCCACCGCGAGAUCAAUCAUGACAUCGAUGAUUUCACUAGCGAGACCGGGAGCUAUGCGACAACCGCUACCCUGACUGGGGCUGGAAGUCGCCAGGGCCGGUCAGGCUCUAAGAGGGAGAAGAAAUUGCGCUUGCAUCGGAGCAAACACCACAAAAUGACGUUUGAGUUGAAGGGUGUCUCUGCCGAUCUGAUUAUCUUCCCACCGGGCUCAGAAGAGACCCAGAGCUCGUUAGAUGUGCGGGUCAAGGAUCUGGAAAUUUAUGAUCAUGUUCCGACAUCCACAUGGAAGAAGUUCGCGACCUACAUGCGUGAGGCUGGAGAGAAGGAGAGCGGAACGAGCAUGGUUCACCUUGAAAUUCUGACUGUAAAGCCUGUGCCUGAGCUCGCUGCAUCGGAGAUUGUUCUCAAGGUUACUGUCCUACCCCUUCGGCUGCAUGUUGAUCAAGAUGCUCUCGACUUUAUGAGUCGGUUCUUCGAGUUUAGAGAUGAGACCGCCGAACCAUCUGAUACUCCGGGCGAUAUUCCAUUCUUGCAGCGAGUAGAGAUAAACGCCGUGCAAGUCAAAUUAGACUUCAAGCCUAAGCGGGUGGACUACGCAGGACUCCGGUCCGGGCGUACAACUGAGUUCAUGAACUUCUUCGUGCUGGAUGGCGCGGACAUGGUACUACGACAUGUCAUCAUCUACGGAGUGUCCGGAUUCGACCGAAUGGGCCAAACUCUCAACGACAUCUGGAUGCCAGAUGUCAAGCAGAACCAACUACCCGGCGUGCUCGCGGGUCUCGCGCCGAUCCGCUCCCUAGUCAACGUCGGCGGCGGCGUGCGCGACCUAGUUGUCAUCCCAAUGCGCGAAUAUAGAAAGGACGGGCGAAUCGUGCGCAGCAUCCAAAAGGGCGCGCUAGCCUUUGCCAAAACAACCUCCAACGAGCUGGUCAAACUUGGCGCAAAACUAGCGAUUGGCACACAAACCGUUCUCCAAGGCGCCGAGGACCUGCUGACUCCCAACGCACCAACCUUCGACGACGACUCCGCGGACGAAGACGAAGCCAAGAAGAUCUCACUAUACGCUGACCAGCCGGUUGGAGUGGUACAGGGACUGCGUGGGGCGUUCAGUGGCCUCGAGCGCGAUCUACUUUUAGCACGCGACGCGAUCGUCGCUGUACCAGGGGAGGUGGUCGAGAGUGGGAGUGCCAAGGCGGCCGCAAAGGCAGUCUGGAAGCGUGCGCCCACGGUCAUCCUCCGACCCGCUAUCGGGGUUUCCAAGGCUGUGGGACAGACUCUGCUUGGUGCGGGGAAUACCCUUGACCCGAGCAAUCGGCGCAAGAUGGAAGAUAAGUAUAAACGGUACUGA